AAACCCUCAGCGAGCCAAAGGAGGGAAACCAAAACGGGGGGAGAAACGAUAUAUUUUUUCCUCUCCCUCCUGUCAAAAGCUAGGGCAGAAGAAGCGAGCUACGGGAUCUCUCGUUAAUGGCGAUUCCGACGGAUUCCGCUGUUGCUUUCGUUCCGAGGUGUUGAUUUGGGGAGGAUUCCUGUGUUGUCAUGGGUGAUUGAAAGGUUGAUUCAUCGGGUUUGUGGUAUCUCAGUUAGUUAUUGCCCCGUUUAGGUUUUGAGGUACUUGUAUUGAUUUAAAAUGGCAGAAAAAGAGAAGGAUACAGAGGUUAUAGAGGCCUCAGCUAAUGGAGAUGUCCCUGUGAAAGAAGAGAGUGAUGACAAGGCUUCAAAAAAGGAGGAGCACGAAGUAAUAGAAGAGGUGGAAGGGGAAAAGGGUAAGGGAAAAGAGGAGGAUGUGAAAAUGGAGGAAGCAGAAGCAGCAAAGGAAGGAGAUGAAAGUACUGAGAAUGGAAAGGAGGCAGAGGAGGCAAAAGAAGAUGAAAGUGCUGAAAAUAGGAAGGAGGCAGAGGAGGAGAAAGAUGAUGAAAGUGCUGAUACUAGAAAGGAGGUAGAAGAGGAGAAAGAUGAUGAAAGUGCUGAUGCUAGAAAGGAGGCAGAGGAGAAGAACGAAGAGGCGGGUACUGAGAAUGGGGAGAAUGUAGAGGAGACUGCUAAAGUUGAAUUGAAGGAUGAGGAGAGCAAGGAGAAGAAAGAAACCAAGAAAAGGGGCCGUGGUGCUGGGAAGGCCAAAGAGAAUAAAGACAAAGAUAAAGAUGAUGGUCAGGGUAAGGUAAAAGAUAAAGACAAGGAUAAGGAUGUAAAGGUCAAGAGGAGUAGGAAAAGGAAAGAGCCCAGCACACCUGCUGCAUCAGCCACCAUAGAUCGCCCAACAAGAGAAAGAAAAUCUGUUGAGCGGUUUGUAAUUUCUAGUGAGAGGGAUCUCGCCAAAGAGUUCUUCAUUGAAAAGGGCCGUGGAACUCCGCUCAAAGACAUACCAAAUGUUGCAUACAAAUUGUCGAAAAGAAAAUCUGAUGAUACAUUGAAGAUGUUGCAUGCUAUCAUUUAUGGGAGAAGAGGGAAGAGUCCGCACAUUAAAAGUAAUAUUUCUCAGUUUUCCGGCUUUGUUUGGGGUGGAAAUGAGGAAAAACAAAGGAGCAAAAUAAGAGAGAAGCUUGACAAGUGUGUCAAGACCAAGUUGCAAGAUUUCUGUGAACUACUCGAUGUGCCUUUCGCCAGGGCUACAGAUAAAAAGGAAGAAAUUGUUGAUAAACUGUUGGAAUUUUUGGAGUCGCCCCAUACUACAAGGGAUGUUUUGCUUUCGGAAAAGGAGCAGUCAAGCAAAAGCAAGAAGCGUAAAAGGGUUGUUAGAAGAUCUUCUGGAAAGUCUACUGGUUCUUCGGUGAAGGGCUCAUCAAAGAGGCGGAGGAAGAGUGAGAGCACCCCAAGAGGUAGACGAAAGAAGAAUGCCGCAGAAGAAGUUGAUGAAGAGGAGCAUGAUGACGAUGAGGAAGAGGAACAGGAGCAAGAGGAGGAAGAGGAAGUGGAAAAAGAAGAAGAGGAAGAAGAACAAGAAGGAGAGGAAGCGGAGUCCCCUGUGGCUGAUGAAGGUACUGAUGCUGAUAAAUCAGAUGAGAGUGAUGACGAGCCAGAGGAGAAGUCAGAGGAUGAGGAUGUGAAGAAGAGUAGGACCUCUAAGAAAUCCAUGAAAAAGAGGCAACCAAGGAAGGUUGUCACGAAGAAAGCUGAAACUCCUAAUAAAACCACUCCAAAAUCCACCAGGAAUCCUUCUAAAUCCCCUUCAAAGCGUGUGAAGGCAGAAGAGAAACCCGACUCUAGUGCAAAGGUUUUCUCAAGGAAGAAGAAGAUUGAUGAAAAAAAGAAAGAAAAAGCAUCUUCAUCUGAAAAGUCUACUCCUAAAGGAAGAGCUGGUAAGAAGGCUUCUAAAGCAAAAGAUGAACCUCGCAAGAAGGAAAAAGCUGGUCCCACUGAAGAGGAGCUGAGAAAAGCGAUAUGUGACAUUUUGAAGGAAGUUGAUUUCAACACUGCUACUUUUACGGACAUUCUCAAGCAAUUAGCUUCUCAUUUUAAGAUGGACCUAAUGCCACGGAAAGCAGAGGUAAAAGGUAUGAUUCAGGAGGAGCUAACCAAGCUAGCGGACGAAGCUGAUGAAGAUGAAGAGGACGGCGACGGGGAGAAGGAAGAUGACAAUGAUGAGCAGGAAGGUGAAGAAGGUGCUUGAUGCGGCCCAGUUAAUUGUCGCCAAGGUGUUGUAGAGGCACAAGACACUUCUUUCACAGCUUAGUAUUAAGCUUAUAUCUAACGGCGCUAACAGCAAGUAGUUGCUGUCAAAUUGUCUGUUCACCUGUUAUAUUAUCUCCCUUUCAGAAUCCGGUGAUCAGUUCUAGGACUAUUUAGAUGGAGUUGAUUGGGGAUACCGGUCAUCUAAAUGUUGACGUCAUGUAUAAAUAGCAUUGUAUGAUGCAUUUUCUGUUUUUCUUUUUUUUCUUUUUCUUAAAUAUUUAACUGAUUCUUCGUUAUUCGGUGCUGUUUAGUGCCUCGGGCUUUCUGAAUGUGAUGUUUGGUCUUGUUGUA
This is a messenger RNA of Nymphaea colorata (pocket water lily), 2612 nucleotides long. Its product is annotated as DEK domain-containing chromatin-associated protein 4. Gene Ontology annotation, molecular function: histone binding; DNA binding. Bases 280 to 2259 code for a protein of 659 amino acids. The transcript has 12 exons. NCBI's taxonomy places the organism in Eukaryota, Viridiplantae, Streptophyta, Magnoliopsida, Nymphaeales, Nymphaeaceae. The record is from RefSeq and is a predicted model, not a curated record. Gene Ontology annotation, cellular component: nucleus. Gene Ontology annotation, biological process: chromatin organization; regulation of double-strand break repair.